Macaca mulatta (Rhesus monkey) is the source of this 4162-nucleotide messenger RNA. The record is from RefSeq and is a predicted model, not a curated record. NCBI's taxonomy places the organism in Eukaryota, Metazoa, Chordata, Mammalia, Primates, Cercopithecidae.
AAGAGUUGGGAUUACAGGUGUGAGCCACCAUGCCUGGCCACAAAUUCAUUUCUAAAGUAAAAAAUGAAACACACAAUUUUACAUUUGCCUCCUGAAGACAAAUGAGAUUGCUGUUCUUAGAGCAUCUCUGAAGAAAAAUGCUGUAAAAUCUCAAAUGAUUAUCUAGAAUUAGGAAAGCCAAGCCUCAAAGAAAAAUUCCUCUUAAUCAUUUGUUCAUCUCAAAGUAUUAUAAGUAAAAGUGUGGAAAAGCUUGCCAGGUUAUCAGAGAAUCUGACUUUCUUAUGUCCUAUCAGUUUACUGUCCUACAGUUUACUUUUUAUAAAAGUAAGCUUCACAAGGACUCAUCUUUCUGCAAAAGAGAUAUUGAGAAGAUCAGUACAAUAUAUUUCUCACCAUGGUCUUAAAAAUAAUUGUGUGAUUAUUUGUUAUAACAAAAACCAGACUCUUAGAAUCCUUGAUUCUGAAAUAAGUUACUGGCAAAAACGCCUUCACUGGAGGUAUUUUUAAAAAUAGGACAAAAUUUGGUGUCUUUAGAUUGAUAGAGGAAUAGUGCUACUUGGGAGAACUGAAAUGGAUUAAAUGUUUCUUGCCAAACUUUAUUAUAUCUAUGUCCUUUGUUGGAAUGGAUAAUAAAGGGGUUUUGAGAGUUAUAAGGAAUUGGCAACAGUUAAUUCUAUAAAAUAGGAACUCCAAAUGCAUGUAAGAUAUGUGGGAGGCCACACAGAUAUGGAACCAUCUGGCCUCUAUCCUGUUUGGCUGUCUGAGAGCGCCAGACUAUGCAGAAUACACAUUCAACUUUUAAACAUCCUCUUUGCAAUGUCUUCAGUCAACGAUGUCACACGCAGGUGUUAAUAUGGCGCUGUUCUUGGUUGCCCUGGCAAUUUGACAAAGUAAACUUGGAGUUUUAGCCCUUAAAAUGUACAGGUGCUAAAACUUUUUUUUAAAAAAGGAUUAGCUAUUUUGAGACUUCAAUAGAAUUUAACUAUUUUUAAAUGUCAAAGAAAAUCCAAAGUUCACUAAGAUGCAAUAAAGAAGUGAAAACAUUUUCUUCCCACAUUUAACGGAAGUGGUUUUACAUGCUCAAAAAGAGAUACUGACUUCAGGACCAGUGUUUUAGCAAUAAGGAAACUACCCACAAGUGAAAAGUUCUGCUUUUUAAAAACCCUGGAAAUGUCAUUACUAAAAUUGAUCACGUACCUAAUUACUUUUGGUUUUGAGUAACUUCUAGGGUGUUUAAAAAAUAAAACCCACCCUCACAGGACAGGGGUUUUCCACCAGUGAAUAUAAACAUAUAGAAAGGAAUAUGCUCUAGAGUUGGCACUCUGUUCUCAAAGGGGAGUCCCUCAAUUAGUUUGGUCAGUUUUUCUUUGAAGUAAAUCUAGUCUCUUCCAAGGUGAUACUUUGAUAAAGACAAUUGGAGUUGUAGUAUGGCUGCCAGCGCAUGCUUCUUUUUUCACAACCAGUAGGGGGAGCAAGAGUGCUUUUAUCGAGCAUUUGCAAGGAAAAGUUCCGGGAUUCAUCCUGACUGGUCUAGCUUAGGUCACAUACCAGUAAUUUUUGCUGGGGGAAUGGAUUCCGCAGCUUGGCUUAAACCAGACUGAAUUACUUCCAAAGUUAGAAGCAGGACUCAGUUUCCCGAAAGCUUUGUGGAGGAGAUGUGAAGAAUUCGUAUCCGGCCAUUGCACUCCAGCCUGGGCGGCAGAGCGAGACUCCGUCUCAAAAAAAAAAAAAAAAAAAAAAAAAAAAAAAAAAAAAAAGGUGAAAAUACUGGAGUUUCUGAGUUUCAAGGUAAUGUAGAAGGUAAGCAAGUAGGCAUUGUCAGUAUCCUGAGGGAUCAUGUCUAAGAACUUUACAGAACCCAAAGGCAGAGGAGAGCCCGGAAAUGCUGGUGUCCUGAGGAACAUGCAGCAGAGGCAUUGCUCUUCUGAGCCCCUAGGGGCGCACCGCUGAGAAACAUCAAAAGCCGCUUCGGCUUGGCAGUCUGGAAAAGAUCUUCCAGCUGAAAUCAAGGAGAUUGCCACAGCCACCCCAACCUUCAGCAAGCAUCAUCCUGAUGAGUCAGCAGCCAUCAAGGCUGCCCACCAGCAAAAGAAAAAAUUACAACUUACUGAAGACUCAGACUUCAAAAAGUCCAAUGUUGAAGCAGUUCUGAAUUGAGAUCUCAUAAUUCCCAAGGACAUAGGGCAGCUACAUAAUUCCCAAUGGAGAACAACACAGAGGUGACUGAAUUCAUUCUUGUGGGAUUAACUGAUGACCCAGAACAGCAGAUCCCACUCUUCAUAGUCUUCCUUUUUGUCUACCUCAUCACUCUGGUUGGGAACCUGGGGAUGAUUGAAUUGAUUAUAUUGGCCUCCUGUCUCCAUACCCCCAUGUACUUCUUCCUCACUAACCUCUCCCUGGUGGACUUUGGUUAUUCCUCAGCUGUCACUCCCAAGGUGAUGGUGGGGUUCCUCACAGGAGACAAAUCCAUAUUAUACAAUGCUUGUGCCACACAAUUCUUCUUCUUUGUAGCCUUUAUCACUGUAGAAAAUUCCCUCCUGGCAUCAAUGGCCUAUGACCGCUAUGCAGCAGUGUGUAAACCCCUGCAUUACACCACCACCAUGACAACAAAUGUAUGUGCUUGCCUGGCCAUAGGCUCCUGUGUCUGUGGUUUCCUGAAUGCAUCCAUUCAUACUGGGAACACUUUCAGGCUCUCCUUCUGCAGAUCCAAUGUAGUUGAACACUUUUUCUGUGAUGCUCCUCCUCUCUUGGCUGUCUCAUGUUCAGACAACUACAUCAGUGAGAUGGUUAUUUUUUUUGUGGUGGGAUUCAAUGACUUCUUUUCUAUCCUGGUAAUCUUGAUCUCCUACUUAUUUAUAUUUAUCACCAUCCUGAAGAUGCGCUCAUCUGAAGGACACCAGAAGGCCUUUUCCACCUGUGCUUCCCAUCUUACUGCAGUUUCCAUCUUUUAUGGGACAGGCAUCUUUAUGUAUUUACGACCUAGCUCCAGCCAUUUCAUGGGCAUGGACAAAAUGGCAUCUGUGUUCUAUGCCAUAGUCAUUCCCAUGUUGAAUCCACUGGUCUACAGCCUGAGGAACAAAGAGGUUAAGAGUGCCUUUAAAAAGACUGUAGGGAAGGCAAAGUCCUCUAUAUGAUUCAUAUUUUAAUUAUAAAGAAUUCACAAUAAGAUAAUUUCCUCCACCUCAUAUUAAUCUUUGUCUACUAAGUCCAAUAUUUGGGUUUCCUUAUGGACAGUUUCUAUUGACUGUUUUCUUAAACAUAUGAAUUGGCCAUGCUUUCCUCAUUCUUUAAGUGACACUUUUUUUGUUAAAACCUGGAUAUUUUAAAUAAUAAAAAUAUAGCGCAUUCUAAAAAGCAUCUCUCUCCUCCCAUCUAGGCUUUGUUUUUGUUGGUGGUACUUUUGUUUGUUUAGUGAUUUUCCUGAGUUACUUAUGUUAAUUCUGCAUUUCUUGUUGUGUGUAGCCACUGAAAUUUCUACUUAGUUAGCGGUCAACUAACAAUUGGACAGAGUUUUCUAAGUGCUUUACAUGGUUAAUUCUCUGAAGCCUUAUGCAUAGGCUUUGCAUGUGUGUACUGGAGCAUGUUUUCAGUGCUCCAGCAGUUUAAAUUCUGCCUUUAAUCUUCAUGUCCUUUUUGUGCAGAGCCUCAAGAUCAGCCACAAAUGAAACAUUAGGUCCUCUCAGGUCUUUCCUGUGAAUACAUAGGGCCUUGCCCAUAUGCAUGACUUUUGUAAUCCCCAGGAAUAUAUGGGAGCUUUUCAAAGCCCUCUAUGGAUUUCUAAUGCCCUCAUCGAUUUUUUUAAGAGUUUGAUUAGAUUAUUGUAUGCUCCAACUGAUAUUUACAUUUUCAGGCAAUUGCGAUGUUAAACAAUUGCUGCUCAAUGCUUUGACAAACACUCUAGCAAUAAAACUUUCUCACUGAGUGAACUGAGUCUGGUGAAAUAGAGACAAAAUUGUGAAUGGGGUUUUCCCAGGAAGCUGCCAAAUAGAUGAAACAGUGACAAUUCUCUGGGAAGCAGGCCCAUUAGCAAUCUCCAACACAUUUUGCUCACUUCAAUGGUUGUUAGACCAUUUUUUUUUCAGCUAACAUAGUUCCAUGUGUGCUGGUGUUCAAGGUUACCGCAAAGCUGGGGAAUAAAGCAAGCUAACGUAUCACAAAACUC